CUCUCUGUAACAGUUGCACGUACUAAGUAAAUAAAGUCAAGGGAAGUAACUCCUGUAGUUAAGCUACAACUUUAUAUUGAUCUGUUGUUAUUAGCAACAGAUAACAGCAAAACGAUUUUAUAUAUUUGAACAUGUCGAAAGUAUCGACCAGCAAAAUGUGGCUUACAGGAAUGAUACACAAUGAUCCUAAAACUAAAGAUUAUUUCGAAGCGAAGAUGCCCAAAGUCGAUGUGGAUCAGGUGAUGGUGUUAAUGCCUGAGGAUUGGGAGAGGAUUCAAUAUGAGUUACAUAUGAGGGAAAUAGAAGCGGAGAAAAUCAAAAUAUUGAAGAAAAAUAAAAAAGCGAUUGCGGAAAAAUCAAAAAAAUUUGUUGAACAUUGGCCCAACACAUUAGCAAGUCUCCGUCAGAAGAAAAUCGAAGACUUCAAACAUAAACAACUGAUGGAAGAGGAGGAGAAGAAACAAAAGGACCUUGAAUGGGCCGAGUACCAAGCGGAAGUAAGGAAAAAUGCCAUUGCAGAAGCCAAGAAGAAAAUGUACUUCCAGACGGACCGCAUCAAGGGUCUGCAUCGAGGUUUUCAGUUUUCUGAAAUUCUGAGAGAGAGAGAAGAACAGAUAAAGAUGAAGAAUUUUCAAAGGGAAACUGCAAGAAUGCGGGCGGAGAUAGACUACAAGGAAUUAAUGCAACAAAAUGAAGAGAUGGAAAGGAUGGAACAGAAGAAACAAAUUAAUAAAAAGAAGGCCCUGAUGGAACAAAUCGAAGAUUUUAAAGCCAAAAUCCAGAGCAACAUUGACGAAAAAAAGCAAGAGAAAGAGGCCCAGAAACAGGAACAGAAGCAUUUGAACCAGCUAGCCGAGGAAUGGGCGAGCGAAAUCCGUCAACUGCAGAAAGAAGAAAAAGAGAAGUCCUUGAAAUUUGCUGCAGAACGCAGGAAACGAAUAAAAGGGGAUGCAGAGAUUAGAGAACUUGAAAAGAAGAAAGAAGAGGAGGAAGUUAAAGCAUGCGAAGCUUAUGCGGAAGCAAAACGGGAUAUGUUGAAGAUGAGAGAGAAACGAAAUAAAGAAUUACGAGCGCAGCGUCAGAAAUACCUCGAGUUGCUCGGUCUUCGAAUCAGUAAUCACAUGAAGCAACUAAGUGAUGAUGAGAACCAAAGAAUUGAGAAGGUGGCACAGGAAAAGGAAAAUGAAAAGCUGCGAAUUGAAGAACAGAAGAAAAAGAAUUAUGAUAAAUAUACGGAAGAUAUCAUUGCAAAUAUGAAAGCUAAGCCGCUAUAA
Molecule: messenger RNA, 1274 nt
Organism: Octopus sinensis (East Asian common octopus)
Lineage: Eukaryota; Metazoa; Mollusca; Cephalopoda; Octopoda; Octopodidae
Product: coiled-coil domain-containing protein 173-like
Exons: 8
Coding region: 132-1274 (380 amino acids)
Source: RefSeq, a predicted model, not a curated record